This is a messenger RNA of Zingiber officinale, 285 nucleotides long. RefSeq names its product 60S acidic ribosomal protein P0-like. Lineage: Eukaryota; Viridiplantae; Streptophyta; Magnoliopsida; Zingiberales; Zingiberaceae. Gene Ontology annotation, molecular function: large ribosomal subunit rRNA binding; structural constituent of ribosome. Gene Ontology annotation, cellular component: cytosolic large ribosomal subunit. Bases 1 to 285 code for a protein of 94 amino acids. The record is from RefSeq and is a predicted model, not a curated record. The transcript has 2 exons. Gene Ontology annotation, biological process: ribosomal large subunit assembly; cytoplasmic translation.
AUGGUGGUGAAGCUCUCGAACGCGGAGAAGAAGGUCCGCUACGACAAGAGGUUGUGCUCGCUUCUGGACGAGCACAGGAAGGUCCUAAUCACCGUGGGCAAGAACACCCUCAUCCGCCGCUUCAUCCGCUUCCACACCGAGAAGACCGGCAACAAGGACUUCCUCAACCUCCUCCCCCUUCUCGUCGGGAAUGUGAGAUUGAUAUUCACAAAGGGCGAUCUUAAGGAAGUUAGCGAGGAGAUUGCCAAGUACAAGGUGUUGAAUAUAAUAAAUGUGAUUUUUUGA